AUGUCUUAUUUGAGGAGGAACAAGUAAUUGUUAAAAUAUAUUUAAGAAUUGUUUAAUAAGAUAGUAAUUUAGAUUAAUAGCAAAAAUAAUAAUUUUAAGUUGAGGGAUUAAAUUAUCAAGUAUUUCAUUAGUACAUUGAAAACAAAUUUACAGAUAGCAAAUAGUUUAAAUUCUUAAAUGGAAAUGCAUUGAAUUAAAAUGUUUAUGAAUUUUAGAUUUCAUACUAAAAUUAGAAAUGGAGGUGUAAAUAUAUUAAUUAUAUAGAAUAAGAAAAACAAGUCAUAUGUUUAAUUUAAUAGAUAAUAUUGUUGUAUAAGAUAACUUUUUAUAUUUGAUAAAUUAUUUAAAAGAAGUCUUAGAGCAUUCUGAAUUUAAUUAAAAAUUAAAACAAUUUUUAUAGUUUUCAGAUGUUCAAGUGAAUAAAAAGUAUUUAAGUUGUUAUGUUGAUAAAAGAUCUGGAGGAAGACACAAAGUAUAAUAUACCUAUUAAAAAGAGAGCUAAUUGUAGGGAAAGAUUAACUUGUUGUCAUUAAUAGUUUUAAAGAAGAUAUUUGACAUUGACUUGUGAAGGUAUAUGUUUAAGUUAUGAAUAAUUUGGUGAGUAAUCUAGAAUAAGAGAUAUGAUAUUAUUUGACUAGAGUUUUUAAAUUCAUUAUGGUAAGAAAUAAACUGAUUAGAAAUAUGGAAUAAUAUUUAAGAAUAACACAAGAAAUCUUUUAGUUAGAUGUUAUAAUGAAUUUGAAUUUGUAGACUUAGUAGUUUAAACUUAAAUAGUAUUUAAUUAAAGUUAAUCAGUCAAAAAGAAUCCAUUUGAUUCCUUUUCUCCAAUAAGAAAUAGAAAUUUUGCUAAAUAUUUUAUAGAUGGACAUAAUUAUUUUGAUUAACUUAGAUAAGAUAUUGAAGCAGCAAAAGAAGAAAUCUUUAUAACUGAUUGGUGGUUAUCUCCUGAAUUAUAUUUAAAAAGACCUUCACAUGAAAAUGAAAAAUUUAGAUUAGAUAAAUUAUUAUAAUAAAAAGCAAUAGAAGGUGUUAAAAUCUAUUCUAUUGUAUAUAAUGAACCUAAAUUAGCUUUAACAAUUAAUUCACAAUAUACUUAAACUAAAUUAAAUAAUUUACAUUCAAAUAUUUCAGUAGUUCGACAUCCUAAUAGUGUAAUUCCAAUGUUAUGGUCUCAUCAUGAAAAAAUUGUAGUUAUAGAUUAAUAAAUUGCUUAUAUAGGAGGAUUAGAUCUUUGUUAUGGUAGAUAUGAUACCCAAUCUCAUCCUUUAUUUGAAGAAUAUAAAGGUUAAUUUCCAGGAUGUGAUUAUUCAAAUAGUAGAAUUUCUGAUUUUAGAGAUGUAACUAACUUUAAGUAAUCUGAUAUUAAUAGAGAAGAAACACCAAGAAUGCCAUGGCAUGAUGUUUAAAUUAAAAUAGUUGGAGGAUCUGUUAGGGAUGUAGCUAAACAUUUUGUAUAAUAUUGGAAUUUUGUAUUAAUUGAUUUAACCAAAAAAAAUGAAUAUUCUAUUUUAUAAUUAUAAGAUAAUUUGGAAUCUUUAAAUAGAUGGGAUAGAUAUAAACUUAAAUUAUCAUAAAUAUCUUCAAGAUUAGAACAUUUUUUAUUAACUAAAUUACAUUUAUCCAAUGAAAACAACUAAUAUUAAUAAUAAUAAACACCUGAAUCAAGUUUAGCAUCUCCAAAUAUAAAUAAUUAAAAUGUUUAAAUUUAAUUAGUUUAAUCUUAAAUUUAAAUUUAAUCUAAUUAAUCUGAAGAAAAAUAACAAUAUAUUAAAGAAGAUAAAUAAAGAACUAAAAGUGCCUCAUUUUAUAUGGUUAAGGAAGGUUUUUAAAUUGAAGAAGAUAUUUUAAAUGCAAUGAAUAAAUAAUCACAAAUUGAAGAUUCUAAUUAUUUAUUUUAAGCCAAGAAAAGAACUCCAUCUUUUUAACAAGCUGAUAAACCAUAAAUUAAUAAUGAGAAAAUUAAAUUAGAUGUGAGAAAAACAUCUAAAUCUGGAUCUUGUUCUAUAUAAAUUUUAAGAUCUGCAAAUAAAUGGUCAUUAGGUUUAUCAAAAAAUCACACUGAAAAUUCUAUAUAAAAAGCUAUGAUACAUUUAAUUUAACAUUCAUCUUAUUACAUUUAUAUUGAAAAUCAAUUUUUUAUGACUUCAUUAGCAGGUGAACCAUUACUUAAUCCAGUAGGUCUGGCUAUAGUAUAAAGAAUCAAAUAAGCUUAUUAUAAUUAAUAAUAGUUUCAUAUUAUGAUUGUAUUACCCUUAUUACCAGGUUUUGAAGGAGAAAUAGAUGAUAAUAAAGCUAAUUUGAUGAAAUUAUAACUUCAUUAUGAAUAUUAUAGUAUAUGUAGAGGUGGAUAAUCUUUAAUUGAAUAAUUAAAAGACAUCCCAAAUAUUAGUUAAUAUUUGACUAUAUCAGGAUUAAGAAAUCAUGGUGUAAAUUCUAAGGGACAACCAAAAACAGAAAUUGUUUAUGUUCAUACAAAACUAAUGAUUGUAGAUGAUUCAAAAGUUUUAUGUGGUUCAGCAAAUAUUAAUGAUAGAAGUUUAAAAGGAUCAAGAGAUUCAGAAAUAGCUAUUUUAAUAGAGGAUUCUAUAAAAAUUGGAGAAGGGAGAAGAUUUGCAUAUGAUUUAAGGAGAGAUUUGUAUAAUGAACAUUUUCACAUAACUGAUUAUCGUAAACCCAAUGAUCCUGAUUUAGUGAAAUAAAUACAAUUUUAAAUUAGAGUAUUAUCAUUUGUUAUAAAUAGAAUAAUACAAUAUUAUAUAGAUAAAUCUUUGCAUGCUAUCCUGAUGAUUGUGUCUUAACAUUUAAAUAACUUAAAUAAUUUAAAUCAAGUGCUAAUUUAUAAAGUUAUUUUACUUUAUAACAUGAAAUUGUAGGAUUUGGAGUAGAAUGGCCACUUGAAUUCUUAAAAGAAGAAUCUCUAAAGCUACCAGUAUUUGCUAAAGAAGUUCUAGUUCCAGAUAUCAAUUUCACAUGA
Paramecium pentaurelia is the source of this 2974-nucleotide messenger RNA. Lineage: Eukaryota; Ciliophora; Oligohymenophorea; Peniculida; Parameciidae. The record is from the annotation of a GenBank genome assembly.